AUGGCUGCGAUCAACAAGACGAAGUUUAAGGUUCUUGAGCUGAACGGCAAGAACUACCAGACCUGGGCACUCGAUUGCGAGUUCCACCUAGAGGCGAUGCAGCUGACUUCCACGAUCGCUAGGCCUGCUGCCAGUGUUCCUGCACUGCCGCUCCAUGAGAAGUUGAAGCUUCAGGAGCGCUUCGGCAAGCAGAAGGCGGUGCUCCUCCCACAGCUUCGCUUCUGUGGUCAAGUUGUCACUGAGCUCGAGAUGAUCGAGAAGACCCUCGAGACUUUCCAUCCCACCAACAUGGGAAGGGAACUGGAUGAGGGAUCCACGGCUGCGCCGUCACCUCACGUGGUUGCACAUGGUUUUUUUAUUAUUCCGCCGCUUGCCUACCCCAGCCCGUGCUGUGAGAGCCUCGUGGAAUAUAAUCACAGGCCUCUCGCCGGGGUUUGCUUCCUCUACCAGGCCACCAAGGCACCUUUACCGAACCAUCAACCAGCUAGAGUACCAGACGCCUUACCCUUGCAUACAUUUAUACAAAGAAUCAAAGGUGCCACGACUCGCCAACUCGCCAUGUCGUUCUCCGUGCAAACCGUUCCCCAGCAAGAAGCCGAUGCGCAAGCGGAGGAAACCAACCAGCAACUCUACCAGCGUUUCACCGACCUGGUCUCCUCCCUGCCGAGCUCCGAUGGCCUGUCGCACCAGCGGCUCUACCUCCACGGCCAAGGCUGGCGCACCGACCAGAUGCCCAUGGUCGGUGCCAUGGUCGCCGGCGCCCGCUUCGCCGCGCGGCCCACGGACGUCGUCCUCGCCAGCCUGCCCAAGACCGGCACCACGUGGACCGAAGCGCUCCUCUACGCCAUCGUGCACCGGCGGGAGCACCCUCCGGACGCCGCCGACCACCCUUUCCACUCCUUCGGCCCCCACGAGUGCGUCCAGAACUUGGAGUUCCAGAUCUACACUUGCGGCAGAGUCCCCGACAUCGGCGACCUCCCGGAUCCGAGGCUCUUCGCCACGCACGUCCCCUUCGCGGCGCUGCCGGGGUCUGUCGCCGGUGGCGGCUGCAUGGUCGUGUACGUGUGCUGCGACCCCAAGGACACCCUGGUCUCUCUAUGGCACUUCAUAAACAAGUUCAGGGCCAAGGAGGGGAUAGGGCUCCUCUCCGCCGAGGUCGCCGCCGACAUGUUCUGCGCCGGCGAGUCGCCGUUCGGCCCGUACUGGGAGCACGUGCUCGGGUACUGGCGUGCGCACCUGGCGCGGCCCGACCGGGUGAUCUUCUUCCGGUACGAGGAGAUGAUGAGGGACCCCGCGGCGCACGUCCGACGGCUGGCGGAGUUCGUGGGGCUCCCGUUCGGCGGCGCUGGCGAGGACGGCACGGCGGACGCCAUCGUCAGGCUGUGCGCUUUCGAGCACAUGUGCGGGCUUGAGGCGACGAAAAGCGGCAGGACGGUGGCGGGGACCAGCUCUGUGGAGAACAGCAUCUUCUUCCGGCGUGGCGUGGUGGGGGACUGGGUGAACCACCUCUCACCGGAGACGGCGCGGCGCAUCGACGACAUCACGCGCUCCAAGUUCGAGGGCUCCGGUCUCAUCGUCUAGCGUCGUCCUUGAUCUUCAGCUGUUCGUGAUACCAGGUGCUAAAGUUUAGCAAUAUCACAUCGGAUAUUCGGAUGCUAAUUAGGAGAACU
Setaria italica (foxtail millet) is the source of this 1670-nucleotide messenger RNA. RefSeq names its product cytosolic sulfotransferase 14. Gene Ontology annotation, molecular function: sulfotransferase activity. The transcript is spliced from 4 exons. The coding region runs from base 1 to 1581 and encodes 526 amino acids. Gene Ontology annotation, cellular component: cytoplasm. The record is from RefSeq and is a predicted model, not a curated record. Gene Ontology annotation, biological process: sulfation. Lineage: Eukaryota; Viridiplantae; Streptophyta; Magnoliopsida; Poales; Poaceae.